Aspergillus clavatus NRRL 1 is the source of this 537-nucleotide messenger RNA. RefSeq names its product putative cystathionine beta-synthase (beta-thionase). The transcript has 2 exons. The record is from RefSeq and is a predicted model, not a curated record. The coding region runs from base 1 to 537 and encodes 178 amino acids. Lineage: Eukaryota; Fungi; Ascomycota; Eurotiomycetes; Eurotiales; Aspergillaceae.
AUGGCUUCCUAUUUGACCGCCAGCGAGGCAUACACACAAGAAAAAAUGGCUUCGGGUACCCAGACGACUACAGAUCAGGCCGCUUGGGCGGACAAGUACCGCGGGGCAACUGUUGAAGAUUUAGACCCUCCUCCCGCACUCUCUGUUUCUCCCAGCGACCCCAUUGCCUCGGCAAUGCUUGCGGCUUAUGAGCGCGAUUAUACCCACCUGACAGUCAUCUCCUCGAAUCGGGCUCUGCUCGGAUACCUCAGCAUCCCGCGACUCAAGGAGAUGCUCAAGCAAGGCACUGUGAAGGAAACAGAUCCGGUCUCGGUGGCGAUGCAGCGUUUCAACCGCAAGCGCGGUAUUUACAAGGUUAUUACCAUGGAGACGCCGUUGGAGGAACUGGAAGAGUUCUUCGAGAGCGAGUCCGGCCCGAGCGGGGAGAAGAGGGAGAAGCAACAGUUUGCGGUGGUUACCGAUGUGUCGAGGAAAUUUGUACUCGGUGUUGCGACCAAGGCUGACUUGGAGGAAUUCGUGAAGAGAAGACCGGCAUAA